CCCCGCCCCAGGCUGCCGCGGGACGGUGAAGGGGCGACUGCGGUCCACCUGUCCCCGGCAAACCUGAGCCUUCGGGCCUCCGGUGACUGGCCGAGGCGGCCGUGGACUCCGGGCCCGCGGGCAGGACAGGCUGCCCUUGGCCUCUGUUAUUUGCAGGCUGCAGCCCAGGGUCUUCCCCGAUGGCGGUCUGGGCUGCCGCCAGCCUGGGCAGGGCUGCUGUCCGCUUCAUGCGGGCGCGAGGCCCCAGGGCCCCGGCGGCUUUUCCGCGGCUUCCCCCGCCCUGCCAGCCCGAGCGCCGGGGCAGCUGCCCAGCUCCCGGCAGGACGCUGCACCUCACUGCGGCGGCCCUCGCCGGGCACAACAAGUGGUCCAAAGUCCGGCAUGUCAAGGGCCCCAAGGACGCCGAAAGGAGCCGCAUCUUUUCCAGGCUGUCGCUGAGCAUCCGCCUGGCGAUUAAAGAGGGAGGUCCCAACCCUGAGGUCAACAGCAACCUGGCCAACAUCUUAGAGGUGUGUCGCAGCAAGCACAUGCCCAAGUCAACGAUUGAGGCAUCGCUGAAAAUGGAGAGAACCAAGGACAUUUAUUUGCUUUAUGGGGGUCGAGGCCCUGGUGGCUCUUCUCUGCUCAUUGAGGUGUUAUCUAACAGUGGCUCCAAGUGCCUUUCGGACAUCAGACGUAUCCUGAACAAGAAUGGAGGAAUGAUGGCAGAAGGAGCUCGUCACUCCUUUGACAAAAAGGGAGUGGUCGUGGUUGGCGUGGAAGACAGAGAGAAGAAAGCUGUGAACCUAGAGCGCGCCCUGGAGCUGGCAAUCGAAGCAGGAGCUGAGGAUGUUAUAGAAACUGAAGACGAAGAGGAAAAAAACAUUUUUAAAGUACACGUCAGACAAAAAGCUCACACACUGCACAGACAUUUAUUAAGCGAAUAUCGGGUAAGGCCUACUCUGCUGAGAUUGAUGAGAAGGAUUCAGAAAAUUGAAAAAGAUGUCCUGCCAGUUAAGAGCUUAAACUCAGUAAUCUAUUACAGUAGCUUCUUUCAGACUUGUUACCUCCUGGCUCCUCACCUGCUGAUCUCCCUUUAUUUCCAGUUUAUUUGUGAUGCCUCUUCACUGCAUCAAGUGAGGAAGAAGCUGGACUCCCUGGGCUUGUGUUCUGUGUCCUGUAUGCUAGAGUUCAUCCCCAACAUCAAGGUGCAGCUGGCUGACCAUGACCUGGAGCGGGCCGCCCAUCUCAUCCAGGCUCUUGGCAGCCACGAGGACGUGAUCCAAGUCUACGACAACAUUGAGUAACCUGGCUGUAUGUGCUCCAGGCUCCUUCCUAGGCAAAUGGCAGCCCAUCAUGGAGCAAGGGCUUCCGCAGUGCCUCUGAGACUGCAGCAGUAGAGCAGCCUUACAGGGAGCUUGCUCUGGAAAGGAACUUGGUUGCUUGUGUGAUAGUCCUCCUCUGUGAUGCAGUUAACAAGCUCGGCUGAUAACUGAAAGGUUGAUGGUUUGGAGGUUCAAGUCCACCCAGAUGUGCCUUGGAAGAAAAGCCUAUGGAUCUGCUUUUGAAAGGUCACAGCCUUGAAAACCCUGUGGAGCAUAGUUCUACUGUGACUCACAUGGGGUCACCAUGAGUUGGAAUCAACUCUAGGGCAACUGGUUUAGUCUGAUAGGAUUUGUUAAUAUGGACUCUCAUGUAACCAGUUUUCUUACAAUCAAGGCAUGCUUGCAGUACUGCAUAGUGGGGCUCCUGUGAUGAUGGCUCUGCACUGACCCCUGGUGGUGGCCUGCAGUCUUUUAUGGGAAAGGUGAAAAUAAAACCUUACAUGAGCCUGCCUGUUCUGUUGCCUCUAGAUCUGGUAAGGAGAACCUUAGCUACACAGGUUUUAAAGAAUGGCUAUAUCCAUAUGAUGGGGUAUUACACUGCCACUAAAAAUUAUUUUUCAAAGAAUAUUUCAGACCAGAGGAAAUGUUUACAAUAUAAUGUUAAGUGGAAAAAAGGUACAAAACUGUAUGUAUCCAAACCAAACAAACUCGUUGCCCUCGAGUUGAUGCUAACUCAUAGCGACCCUAUAGGACAGAGCAGAACUGCCCCCUAGGGUUUCCAAGGAGUUGCUGGUGGAUUUGAACUGCCCACCUUUUUGUUAGCAGCCAAGUUCUUAACUAUUGUGCCACCAGGGCUCUGAGAUACACAUAUAUAACAUUAUAUAUACGACUUUUUAAAAAAGACUCAAAGGAAAUGUAUCAAAAUAUCAAAACUGAUUAUCUGUGGAUGGUAAUGUUAUGACUGAGUUUUAUUUUCUAUAAUCAUAUACUUUUAUCAGGGAAAAAAAUUUUUUUUAAUAGCCGUGUUAUUGCCCAACUAGGGAGACAGCAGCUGAGCGCUUGGCAGUUAGGCUCACGUUAAAGUCAGAGGAAUGAGGUCACUAUGGGGUUGACUUUGCCUUAUCUUUGGUCACUGUCUUAGCAACACAAGUCUCAAGGUCUGGGGCUCACUUUCAGGCAUCCUUUCGGUGGAAUGGCGGUAUCUGUGACAGGCUCUGUCCACAGCUUUGACUCUUACUAGAAGCACUGGCGUGGUGUGUAGCCACCAUCCCUCGGCCACAGCCCCGGCUGAAUGGAACAGGGACAGUGGGGGCUCUGCCUCCAUCCAGCUGUGGAAAUUAUUACUUUCCCCCCCCGCCCCAAAACUUAAAGCAGUCAGUAAAGCUUCAAACUCUAAGCAUCCCCUGUGCUUAGAAAGUACUGUGAUAGAUCCCAUGUUAGUCUUCGCUGAAAUCACUAUAUUCCAUGCCCAGCCAGUGAAUAGGAUAGCAGUUUUUAUUUUUUCUUCUUUUUAAUCUUUUUUUUUUUCUGGUCUAUGCCAAACAGGUAACAUUUGUUGAUAGUUUUUAAAAAAAGUCAAACCUUAAGGAGAUAUAUAACAAAUUGAAGUCCCACCUGAUCCUAUCUCACAAGAAAUAACCACUGUUAACAACCUACCCUAUAUUUUUCUCAUUCUGUUCUCUGGAACCAAUCUGCUAAGGAACAAAUUCUGGCUCUGCCAAUGACUACCAACCUUGGACAAGAAUUUAACUUCUCUGUACCUGUUUCCUCAUCUGUUAAAUGGGGGUAUUAAUCCUACCUAUUUCAUAGGGUUGUUUUGAGAAAUAAGUUAAUAAAUGUUAAACACUUAAAAUAGUGCCCAGUAACAGCAAGUGUUCAAUAAAUGUUGGCCUUUUCCCCGUUAAAUAUGAAUGAAAUUUUUUUCUUAAAUAUGAUCACUGUAUACAUUUCUGCUUUAUAAUCUAGUUUUUUUUUCGGUGUUGUUGUUUUGUUUUUACUGCACAAUAUAUCCUAGACACCUUUUGGUACCAGUACAGAGAAGUCCACUUCAUUCUUUUCAGCAGCUACAUAGUAUUUUAUUAUAUUGAUGUAUCAUAAUUUAUUGAAUUAGCCUCUUAUCAAUGGACAUUUGGAUUGGUUUGGAUUGUCUGUCUUACAAAAGACGCUGCAGUGAACAUUCCCCCCCCCCUUUUUUUUUUGUUGUGCUUUAAGUGAAAGUUUACAAAUGAAGUCAGUCUGUCAUACAAAAACUUACAUACACCUUGCUAUGUAUUCCUAGCUGCUCUCCCGCUAAUGAGACAGCACACUCCUCUCCACCCUGUAUUCCCGUGUCCAUUCAACCAGCUCCUGUCCCCCUCUGCCUUCUCAUCUCACCUCCAGACAGGAGCUGCUCACAUAGUCUCAUGUGUCUACUUGAGCCAAGAAGCCUUUAAGAUAAAUUUAUAGAAGUGGAAUUUCAAAAUGAAAAGGCGGUUUUUUGUUUGUUUGUUUAGAAGUAAAUGUUGAUAAUUUAUAAGACAUUAUGGUUGCAAAAUUCUUCAAUGAGGUGUACAUUAUCCCUUGACAACUCAGGUAAACUAACCAGCUAAACUGAUAAUGUGAAUAUGUUCUACUUUACCUCUGAAUUAGAAUUUUUCUUAUCAAAUCAGGUAAUAGGUUUGUUGGUUUAUUUUUUAUACCAAAUCCAUUGAGCUAUCUCUAAGAGAAUUUAUUCAUUUGUAUGCACUGCCCCCUGUGGUGUCCAAAUGUCCCCAUGUUGUUGAGGGGGAAAAAAGUUGCAAAGUGUGCAGCCUGGUGUGUGUUUGGGUCACCUGAUGGAACUGGUACUCCCUGAGGCCCUGAGUCCUGGGGCAGGUCAUGAUUCUUGGGGUUAGAUGGGCUCAGGUGCUUAACCAGGGCAUCUACUCAGUACAAACCAAGGGGAAGGCCUUGAGAAGGGCAUAGCCCAGCUGAGAGGCUUCACACAGGAGAAUGAAUUGUGGGGAGAAAGUGACAUAGAAAGAGAAGAUAAAAUAGCUAGAAGGGCUCAUUACAUUCAAUACCGAAAAAUUACAUUCAAGUGCUAACAUCCCCAUUUGAGGUUCCCUUAUUCAACAAAUAUUUGUGUAUUUUUUGAAUGUACUAUGCAGGGAGCCCUGGUGGCACAAUGGUUAAGUGCUCAGCUGCUAACCAAAAUGUUGACGGUUUGAACCCAAUAGCAGCUCCAUGGAAGAAAAGACCUGGCGAUCAGCUCGCAUGAAGAUUUCAGCCUAAGAAACCUUAUGGGGCAGUUCUACUCUCCCUACAGGGUUGCUGUGAUUCUCAAUCCAGUGGAUGGCACACAACAACAACAUGCAAGAUGCUAGGCACACUAAUUUGAGUCAGAUACAGCUUCUGCCUUUAAGCUUACUUUCUUAAAGGCAAUUACAAUAGAGGAGAACAAGUGCUUUACUGAGGAAAGUACUAGGUGCUUGAGAGCACAUCAGAGGACAUUAACCCAGGUUUGAGUUGCCGGGAAAGCUUUCUGAAGGGAAUGAUGUUUAAACUUAGCUCUUCCCUGACAGAAUGGGCUGGGGGGAAGGAGUGGAAGAGGAGAAAGUUCCAAACAGGAAAUAGCACAUCCAGAGGUGUAGAGGCAAGAGAGGCAUAUUUGAGGAAUUGCCUGUGGUUCAGAAUGAAUGGAGCAAAGAAUUUGAAUGAUGCGGUCAGUGGAAGUAGGAAAUGGAAAGACUUGUGGCUGGAAAAGAAGGAAUGGACUGAGUCCUGAAGGGCCUUCUUAGCUACAGUCACAUAUUUGACUUUAUCCUUAGGGCAAUGGGAAACUAUACAGUUUUUGAGUGGGGUAUGACAGGAUUAGGUGUCAGAUUCCAAGUAAGAAGUUUUGGUGGUUUGAACUAGGAUGGUGGAGCUAGGGACAGGGAAGCGUGGACAGAUAGGAGACAUGGUCAAGAUUGACUGUGGAGGAACAUCAAUAGAGAGGAAGUGUUCUCUGAUAACUCAAAGGUAUCCAACUUGGGGAACUGGAUGGACAGAGGAAAUCUAGAACUAUAGAGGAAAACGAUGUUUGGGUUUGAAUGUUGUAAAAAUGGUGCAGUGGAGGCAUCUGAUCUCCUCUAACUUCGUAAGGGGGAAGGAUAAUCAAGAUCAACAACCCAAGGCUGACUCCUACGAGGCAGAGUUCACACAUGCCUCCUCUCUCCACCAUUUUUACCAAUUCUGACACCAACUGUGCCUCCCAUGACACUGUCUACUUCUGUGCUGGGUUUGAUAAUCAUUAUAAUGGCCACACAGAACUAACAGACAAUACUCAUGAUUAUGGCGUUUAUUAAGGAAGUGACAGGUUACAGUUCAGGUUCAGGAAUGCUCAGGACAUAGUUCUUCCAUCAGGACAGCCUCUUCUUAGCCGUGCCGCAGGCAUACCUCUCUCUGGCCCCUUGGCCUCUGCCCUACUCAAACAAGCAUUACAAAGCUCUUUUAGCUCUGCUGAUAAGCGCCCAGAGGCCUCCCACUCCGCCAGUAAGCCCCUGCCAGAAGGCACUCAGCUCUAGCUCAAUGGAUCGGCAAACCUAGCUCCCUUCACCAAGUGCCCGGAGACACCCUACUUUGCCAGCAAGCCUCCUGCCCAAAGGCACUCAGCUUUCUCUCUUCAUGGGCUGGGAAGCCCACCACGCUGUCACCUGCUGGUCUCUCCUGUUGCUGUUUCUCUGCUACCACUUCUCACAGUCUUCAGUGUUUCAGCUCUCUCUCUGUCUCCAGGUACCAGGAGCUUCUCAGUGCAGGGAUCCUUAGUUCAAAGUAUGUGCUCCACUCUUGGCCCUUCUUCCUUGAUGGUGGUGAGAUCCUUUCCUUAUCUCUGGAAUGGCUCAUUCUUAAGCCUAGCGGGAUGGCAAAACUGACCAAUCCCCUUAGCGGGCCACAAUUAUUUUAUUUGCACCGUCCCACCCAAUUGCUUUGGUGGGAGUUACAAGACCAUGGUGAGAAAGGCCACACAAAAGCAAGCCAUCGCACCACAGACAUGUAGAAUUUGAGGUGCUUGUGGGAUACUAUCCCAAGAGGUGAUGCCUCUGAAGCACAGAACAAAGACCCAAAUUAGACAUGUAGUUCAGAUUCAGGAGUCCUCAGCACAUAGGAUUACUGAAACAUGGCUGGGUAAGGGAUAGACAAUGGAAACAAGACUCACAAAGAAGGCAGUGGCUGGAAAGGUAGAAGGAAAGCCAUAAGGCUCUUCAGCUACAGACUUAGGUAGUUGUAUUGCAGUUCUGGAAUAAUUCAUUCAUUUAUUCAACGUGUUUCAGUGGAGCAUCUGUUCUAUGGAAGGUAUUAUUCUAAGUGCUGAUGAUACAGCAAUGACUAGGACGUUGCCGUUCCUAUGCAGUUGAUGUUUGUUCUAAUUGGAAUAAAGACAAACAAGUAACCAAAUACAUAAUUUCAGAUACUAUGAAUGAAAAUAAGAGAGAAUAUGGGGAUACAGAAUGAUGGAGGGGAGAGAGGCUAUUUUGGAUGGGGUAGUUAGGAAAGACUUCUCUUAAGAUUUGACGUGUGAGCAGAGACUUGAAUAAAGUACAGAAUGAGUCAUGGGAACACCUUGGGGAAGAGCAUUCCAGGCAGAGGAAACAGCAAGUACAAAGGCCCUGAGGUGAAAAAAAGCUUGGUAGUUUCAAAGAAUAAUGAGGUCACUGCGGCUGGAGGACAAUGAUUGAGGGAGAGAGUGGUAGGAACGAUGUCAGAGAGGAUGGCUAGGGCCAGCUUCUGUUGGGCCUGGUGGGCUAUGACAGAGGGUUUGGGUUUUAGUCUAAGUAUGAUGGGAAGCUAUUGGAGGGUUGACAGUAGGAGAUUAACAUGAUUUUUUUUUUAUUGUGCUUUAAGUGUAAGUUUACAAAUCAAGUCAGUUUCUCAUACAAAAACUUAUAUACACCUUGCUAUAUACUCCUAGUUGCUUUCCCCCUGAUGAGACAGCACAUUCCUUCCCUCUACCCUGUGUUUCUGUGUUCAUUCAGCCAGCUUCUGUCCCCCUCGGCCUUCACAUCUCCCCUCUAGACAGGAGCUGCCCGGGUAGUCUCAUGUGUCUACUUUAUCCAAGAAGCCCACUUCUCACCAGUAUUAUUUUCUAUCUUAUAGUCCAGUCCAAUCCCUGUCUGCAGAGUUGGCUUCGAGAAUGGUUCCUGUCUUGGGCUAACAGAAGGUCUGGGGACCACGACCUCUGGGGCCGCUCUGGUCUCAGUCAGACCAUUAAGUCUGUUCUUUUUACGAGAAUUUGGGGUCUGCAUCCCACGCUCUCCUGCUCCUUCAGGGAUUCUCUGUUGUGCUUCCCUGUCAU
Molecule: messenger RNA, 7599 nt
Organism: Loxodonta africana (African savanna elephant)
Lineage: Eukaryota; Metazoa; Chordata; Mammalia; Proboscidea; Elephantidae
Product: translational activator of cytochrome c oxidase 1
Exons: 6
Coding region: 180-1286 (368 amino acids)
Cellular component (GO): mitochondrion
Source: RefSeq, a predicted model, not a curated record